CACAUUCUGCAUACAGCAUCCGUGCCAGGCUCCAAAAGAGGGAGAUGACAAUGUAAUUGCCGAAAUGCCCAGAAGUUCCUCCGAGCACAGACUGAAAAGAGGACAGGAGCAGGCAGGCUCUAAAAUCGGAGAGUGCAUCACAUAUUAAAAAGUAACUUUUCGGCAGCGCACUGCGAGGCUGAGCACCAGGCAGAGAAGGGGAGCACGCAGCCACAUGGUAUAUUCCUGCCUCUGCCUCUCUCCUCUCUCUCUUUUGGUCCUUCUCUCCGGCUUUCUCUCCCACCUCCUCUCCCCGGUGCUGCCUUCCCCUCUCCCCCUGCCGCAGGCUGCAGAAUGGGACACGCUUGUUCCCCAGCCAGCCGGCAGCUGUCACACAGCGGAGGCAGCCAGCAGCCGGUGCGAAGAGUGAGCCUACUCUGUCAUUUAGGAUGACUCACUGGAAUCUGGCAUUAAUUUCUCUUUUGCUGAUAGUGGACGGAGAACAACCAAAAAGCUACACUGGACUAGACCAAGGGGAAGGAGGCAAGACACAUGACAAAAAUCAUAGAGUGAAAUAGCUGGAAGUCCACCCACUGGGAAAGGCUGGAUGGCAGAACCACUGUGCAAUGCUGCUGUAAAGAAAUGCAAAGAAACUAUGCCCCAGACACCAAUAUUUUCCAGCAUGCUUGGUUCCAGUUGUAGUGGGCAAGUGCAGCCAGACAUGGGAGAGAGAUGUGUGGACCCUGUUUAUCAGGAUGGGAACCUUGUUUCUGGAUCACUGGAGGCCUUGAUAGAGCGCCUGGUGCCCACCAUGGACUAUUAUCCAGAUAGAACUUACAUCUUCACUUUCCUGUUGAGCUCUCGAGUCUUCAUUCACCCACACGAGCUCCUGGCUAAAGUGGGACAGAUCUGCAUUAAACAGAAGCAGCAGCUGGAAACGGGGACUGAGGCAGAAAAGGCAAAACUAAAAUCCUUUGCUGCCAAAAUCAUUCAGCUGCUGAAGGAAUGGACUGAAACUUUCCCCUAUGAUUUCCAAGAUGAAAAAUCCAUGAAAGAAUUGAAGGAGAUUGCUCACAGGAUCACACAAUGUGAUGAGGAAAAUGGGACAGUGAAGAAGAUCAUUAGCCAGAUGACACAGAACCUCCUGAUGGCCCUCUCUGCACGGAGCCAAUACCAGGAAAUCAGAGAGAAAUUCCGGCAACCCGUUACUGACAAAGGCACCAUCCUCAAAACCAAGCCACAGUCAACUCAAAAGGACAUCCUGAGUGUGUGCUGUGACCCUCUGAUCUUGGCACAGCAGCUGACCUACAUUGAACUGGAAAGGGUGAGCAACAUUUACCCAGAGGAUCUGAUGCAGAUUGUGAGCCACAUGGACUCCCUGGAUAAUCACAAGUGCCGAGGUGAUGUGACCAAAACCUAUAACUUGGAGGCCUAUGACAAUUGGUUCAAUUGUCUCAGCAUGCUGGUGGCUACAGAGAUUUGUCGGAUUGUAAAGAAAAAGCAGCGCACAAGAAUGGUGGAGUUUUUCAUUGAUGUGGCAAGAGAAUGCUUCAACAUUGGAAACUUCAACUCGAUGAUGGCUAUUAUCUCUGGCAUGAACUUGAGUCCUGUGGCACGGUUAAAGAAAACUUGGUCCAAGGUCAAAACAGCCAAAUUUGAUGUUUUAGAGCAUCACAUGGAUCCAUCCAGCAACUUCUGUAACUACCGCACAGCCCUGCAAGGAGCAGCACAGCGAUCUCAGACUGCCAACAGCAACAGGGAGAAAAUAGUCAUCCCAGUUUUCAACCUGUUUAUUAAAGAUAUCUACUUCCUACACAAAAUACACACCAACCGCUUGCCCAACGGGCAGAUAAAUUUCAAGAAGUUCUGGGAAAUUUCAAGACAGAUUCAUGAUUUCCUGACAUGGAAGCAGGUUGAGUGUCCUUUUGAAAAGGACAAGAAGAUCCAGAGCUAUCUACUCACAGCACCCAUUUAUAGUGAAGAAGCUCUGUUCAUUGCAUCCUUUGAAAGUGAAGGUCCAGAAAACCACAUGGAAAAAGACAGCUGGAAAACACUCAGGACAACUCUGCUUAAUAGAGCCUGAGAUUUUUGGAUCUGAUUUGCAGACUUUGAAGCACAUCUAAUGAACAUGUUUUUACAACAUGAAUGAAAGACUUGGACUGUGCUAAGAAAGACCUCACUGGAUGAGGUCUGUUUUGUAUAUACAGUAACUUUUAUGAAAUAAAAUGUGGUAAAUAUUUCACAUGUCAACCUUAAGGCACUUACUGAAGGGUUUUGGUUUUUUAUUUUAAAUAUAAGGGCAGGGCCCUGUUCUCAGAGAUGAAAUGUAUCAUGGGAGAUGGUAUCCCUGGGGAGAUCUUAUUCUAUCAGCAUCCAAAUUUUUAUUUUUUAUUACUUCCACCAAAAUAAGUAAAAAUUAAAACACACAUCCAACUGAAGCCAGUGUUCAGGUUAAAUACUCCAUUGGACCAGUACCCUACAGAACACUCAACACGUCUCUAGCUUUGAAAUUAGCAAAACUGUUCACAGGUGUUAGUAAGUGUCUGUAGAGUCAAGGCCUUUGACAUCUGCAGUAAGCAUGUUCCUCUCCUACAUCAGAAAAUAGUGCCUUACAAGGUACUGAUCUCGUUUAGUGUACCUUAUUACGCUGGACUGGAAGUAAAGGAAAUAAAAAUAUGGAUGUCUCGAAACCAGCUACAAUGUACUUUUUAAAUAAAAUGGAGAAUUAUGGCACAUGAAGUAGAGUAUACCUGCCUGUAACACUGAUGGUGCAGCAAACCUAUUUUUGUUACAUGAUUUAAAGAGAUAAGACGGGAUAACUGCUGGGGUAUGUGCGUUUGUGUGUGAGUAUGUGUGCGUGCACAGGUGAUGAUGCACACAUGUCUAAGUUUUAAUACUUCUGGGAACUAUCCUUUAAAUUCUGGCUGUCAGAGUAGUUUGUGUUUUCCUUUUGAAAAAUCAGGGAUUUUUUUGUUUGUUUGUUUGAAGAGAAGGAUGUCUAACCUAGAUUAUCUCUGCAAAACAGGCCUAGUAUUUUGUUUUAAAAAGAGUUUUUGGAAAAUAAAAAAAAUCAUCACGGGCUAGGGAAAGGGAAGUAAACUCAGAUGUCCAAUUUGAAGUUAAGGCUAAAGUUUCCAAAGAAGCUUAAGAGUUCUUCACCACUGAAUUGGUCAUUUAAUUCCCUUGGUUCCUUUGAAAAGUCUAGUCUGCACUUACAGACAAUUAAAACAGAGACCAAUUUAGGAUGCAAGCUUUUUCUAGUCUUUUGCAAGGCAUGUCUGGGCCAGAACCCAUUGAAAUUUAAGGGCAAACACCAUAAGAAAUUAAUCAAACCUUUGAACCCAGGUCAGUACCAAAAUUAGAGGUGAUCUGCAAACCCAUUUCUAGUUUCUCCUUUUAGUGUUGAGUUUACACCUAAUUCAGCUAUUCAAAUUAGUACCUGAAGA
Messenger RNA from Manacus vitellinus (golden-collared manakin), 3425 nucleotides. RefSeq names its product RasGEF domain family member 1A (gene RASGEF1A). Gene Ontology annotation, molecular function: guanyl-nucleotide exchange factor activity. Bases 587 to 2062 code for a protein of 491 amino acids. Gene Ontology annotation, cellular component: plasma membrane. The record is from RefSeq and is a predicted model, not a curated record. Gene Ontology annotation, biological process: Ras protein signal transduction; positive regulation of GTPase activity. Lineage: Eukaryota; Metazoa; Chordata; Aves; Passeriformes; Pipridae. The transcript is spliced from 14 exons.